Molecule: messenger RNA, 1976 nt
Organism: Nelumbo nucifera (sacred lotus)
Lineage: Eukaryota; Viridiplantae; Streptophyta; Magnoliopsida; Proteales; Nelumbonaceae
Source: RefSeq, a predicted model, not a curated record
AGAAGAGAGGGACAGAGGGUGAAGGAAGAGUGGAAGAGACUAGAGAGGGUGGAGAAAGCGACACUGAGUAGCAGAGAGACAACAUUUCAAUAGAUUUCAACCGUUUGCUUUUCUAGGGUUUCCGUCGACUUCUUUCAGCUCUAUCCGAGGGUACUGAUCUGAAAUCUGCGACAGAGAAGGGUCGAAAUUUGAAUCUUCUCCUGGACUUUUAACCAUCUUCGAAGGACAUGACAAAAAGGAUAUUCUGCGAGAAUUUGUACGGAUUUUGUCGCAGUUAUCCUAAUUUCUGGCAUUUUAUUGAGCUUUUCUUAAUGUUUUCUGUGGCGCCUAUCUGAAGAUCUUGGUUUUUGUGGCUGUUCUUCGAAAUGCAAAAGAUCUUUCUAAAGCCCCAAUUCCGUGGAAUAGAGGAUUAAAAUGAGGUGCAACGCAUGCUGGAGAGAAUUGGAAGGGCGCGCCAUUACGACCACUUGUGGCCAUCUCUUAUGUACGGAAGAUGCUAGCAAGAUCCUAAGUAGUGAUGGAGCAUGCCCCAUUUGUGAUCAAGUGCUGUCUAAAAGCCUUAUGAAACCUGUGGAUAUCAAUCCCAAUGAUGAAUGGAUAAAUAUGGCUAUGGCUGGAAUAUCUCCACAAAUAUUGAUGAGAAGUGCAUACCGAAGUGUUACGUUCUUUAUGGGACAAAAGGAGCUGGAGAUGCAAUACAAGAUGAGCAAAAUAGUAGCUCAGUGCCGGCAAAAAUGUGAGGCAAUGCAAGAAAAGUUCACUGAAAAACUGGAGCAAGUGCACACUGCAUAUCAGAAAAUGGCUAAAAGAUGCCAGAUGAUGGAACAAGAGAUUGAAAGCUUAACCAAGGAUAAGCAAGAACUCCAAGAGAAAUUUUCAGAGAAAUCUAGGCAGAAGAGAAAACUUGAUGAAAUGUAUGACCAAUUGAGAAAUGAGUAUGAAUCAGUGAAGCGAUCGGCAAUCCAACCGACUAGCAAUUUCUAUCCUAGAGCUGAGCCUGAUUUGUUUGCAAGCCCAGCUAAUAUGAUGGAUAACAGAGAUCACCUCAGACAAGAUCGGUCGAUUUUCAUUCCUGACACUCCAGGACCAAGAGAAGAUAUGUGGCCUGCGCCGAGGCAGAAAAAUUCCAACUCUGGCCCCUUUGAUGUCUCCGGCGAAUCACCAGUAAAGCAAGCUCCAGUUCCUGCUGAUGCUGGCAACAGAAGGGCUGGUGUUCGUCCCCAGUUCGGAGCUGGAAUUAGUAAUCCCUCCAUGACUUUACGAAAUCUCAUACUGUCACCAAUGAAACGACCCCAGCUAUCCCGUAGCCGACAACAAAUAUUCACGUUAUAGGCUGGAAUAUAGAAGACUAGUGCAUGCUGGUUCUAGUUUCCACAACCGAAAGCUUUCUCCGUUGAUAUAAUUGGAAAAAGGAUAGGUCAAAGAAAUUACUUUGACAAUCAGAAUUCCUUUUACUGGCUUUUAAUUUCUCCUUGCGCCUUACGAGGAGAUAACGUUAGAAACAUCUCCGAUCAUACCUUCAAAAUACAAGCUUCAUAUACUUUUCAUGACGGUUAAGGUAACUUUGCAUAGAUGUAAAGCUGAUCAUUUUUGUGUAAACUGUAAAGAGAAACGAGGAUCGAGCUUCACAUGAGUCGUCAGUCGUGUGUUCAAGUCAUUCAUGCUACUUGGAUGAAUUUCUGUGUUUGAAACAGUGAAGAAUCUAAGUCUGGCUACAGAUGAUUCUCACAUUCCCAAAUCCUCCACAACGAACCUUAAGAUGCAUUAGGCAAUAACAUAGUGGUCGUUGGUCAAUCGCGCAUGCUCUCGUUUUUCUUUUCCUUUUUUUUUUCUUUUGCCUUUUCCAUUAUCAUCAAAUCUGUUGAGAUGGGUGAAGCUUCAUUUUGAGAUUUUCAUUCAUUGUUUCAACUUUCAUGUUUGAACUGACAUGUACUGGGAUUAUGGCAAUGCACAUGCAAAGUAAAUUACUUGGCCUA